Archocentrus centrarchus (flier cichlid) is the source of this 3363-nucleotide messenger RNA. RefSeq names its product TLC domain containing 4b (gene tlcd4b). NCBI's taxonomy places the organism in Eukaryota, Metazoa, Chordata, Actinopteri, Cichliformes, Cichlidae. The record is from RefSeq and is a predicted model, not a curated record. Gene Ontology annotation, biological process: lipid homeostasis. Gene Ontology annotation, cellular component: membrane; endoplasmic reticulum.
UCCCCCCUCCACUCCCCGCUGUGCUUAGGUGAAGUUGAUGGAGACGAGCGAGUUGACCGUGGUAGCUGGCAGCUUUGUGGGUUUCCAGCUUCUCUUCUCAGUGGCCAGCCCGCCGCUCUCCUCCGCCAUCACCCCAGGUUACGGACGGCUGCCUCCCACCCAGCUCACUGAAUGGAACUCCAGGUUGGUGUCUACAGUGCACGCCUUGAUUGUGGGCUUGUUCUGUUUGUACAUCCUGUGGUACGACGACGCAGUCAACGCCAAUCCUGUCUGGGGUGACCCCAGUCUUGUCAAACUAAAUGUAGCCAUAACCUGUGGUUACCUCCUAUACGACCUCGUGCUGCUAGCGUGUAACUGGAGCAAUGGGGACAGCUUUUUCGUCUGCCACCACUUGGCGGCGCUCUAUGCUUAUGGAUAUGUUUUGACCCGUGGCGUCCUUCCCUACUUUGCCAAUUUUCGUCUCAUUUCAGAGCUAUCCACACCGUUUGUGAACCAAAGGUGGUUCUUCGAGGCAUUGAAGUACCCCCGCUCACACCGGUUGGUGGUGUUAAACGGUGUUGCCAUGGCUGUGGUGUUCUUCCUGGUGCGCAUUGCAGUCAUGCCAUCCUACUGGGCCAGUGUAUUUGCCACUUUCGGCACUCCAGAGUUUGAGCGGCUAGGCUUGGGUGCCCAGGUGGCAUGGAUCACCUCCUGCAUUGCCCUGGAUGUCUUGAACACUAUCUGGAUGUAUAAAAUCACCCGGGGCUGCUACAAGGUCCUGACUGGGAGAGGAGGGCGAAAGGUCAAGGUAGAAGCAGAGGCAGCAUCUUCCUCAGACAAGAAGCACACCAACAAUCAUACAGACUGAGGAGAUGUAGAGCAGAGGAUAUGUAGACACAAACAUAAGCAUGGAAGGAGGCUGGACACCCAGGAACCUCAAAGCCUCUUUUGCAAAAGCCUCAGCGUCCCUCUCACCCUCAAUCUCAGCCUCUGAUCUUCUUAAAGUCAGCUAGUGGCCUGGGCUAAGAGUCCUCAGGUUCUCACCCUGACACGGGACAAGCACCAGCGUUCGCAACCUUUUUCACUGACAGAUUAGUAUCCUGCUGGGUGAUAGCUUUCAGACAGCAAGGUAGAGCUCAAAAGCACACUUUUAACUCCGUCUGUUGCUUCUGUCGCUACCACCAGUCCUCUCUCAUCUCCCCCACAGUCUGCUCUCACACUCAACUUCAGCCAAAGCCCAAUCUUCUGAAGUGCCUGUGGGGGGGAGGGGGGUAGAGAGGAAAAAAAAAAAAAAACAGGAAAGCAAUAACAGUGGAGGAGUACAUCACCCAUUCUAAAAGAGCUUAGCCCCUUCAAAACAACAAGCAUCUCACUCACACUUACAACUAGAGGCUUCCUCUCGUCUUCAUUCUCCGUCCACACUCGUGGCUUGCAGAGUGACAAACUCUCACAUCAGACCCAUACAGUGUGAAUCUAUAGGGCUCUUGUCUUAAACUCAUCAAACCUCACAAAAAAGAGAGAGAGACAGGAAAAACACCAUAAAUGCCUCUUCUACAGUAUCACCUGCUGUGGCCUCCUUGUAACAAGUGGCACCUACGUGUAUCACCAGCCAUGCCCCUCCAACCUCUUUAUCAUUUGGAGUUUCUGUGUAAAAUGCUAAGAAUAUGCAUGCAGGAGAGAGAAACUCACUCUUUCACAUUUAGCUCCUCACGGGACAAUUUAGCCUUUUCAGUAUUCUUUGUUAUGGCUUUUUUCUUUUUUUUUUUUUAAUUUAAAACUUGUCAUUAGCAGUUAAAGGAAUACCAUAUUCAUUGCAACCCUCUGCCUCACUGGGUAGGGCUCCACUAUUGAGCUCCAGCAUUUUUGUUCUACCUCUCCCCCUGCCUUACAAAGAGUCUGUCGAUCCCUUCCUCAUGAAUUACUCAGCUGUUUAUUUUCUUUCCCUAGUUAAAAAAAAAAAAAUCCUUCAAGACAUGUCCUGUCUCAACAUUACUGGCUCUAAGGGACUUCUCCCUCUGUCUUCAGAGCUUAUCCCAGCCAAUGCAGUGCAGCAUCACUUUGCUCGCAAACUGCAUCCAGUCACAGUAUUUUUCUAGUGGGACACCCCCUUAAGCUUCUCCUGCUUAUCCGCUCUGUUUUCAGUGACUCUAAUAGUGGAAGGGAGUCAGAAGACUCACACAUGUUCACUUGUUUGCACAUGCACUGCAUAGCGUGCAGUCUAUACACUGUAUUCGGUGCCCUUUUUAAACACCAUGGUGGUGCUUGUCCUUUUGCAGAAUCUGAGCAAUAGGAACGGUAGCAAUAUACUUUUUUUUUUUUUUUUCUCCCCUCAAAAUUCUGUCAGAUAAGGAAAUUCAUUCAGAUGUACCCGUCUGUGAGAACAGAAAGUAAUGUGGCAAUCUGCAUGAUUUAUUUUUCUCUAUAAAACAUAUCCUCACUGUUGAGCAUGGUAAGAGUGACAUAUUUCUGUAAUGCCUUAGUGAAUAGGUAAAUAGAUGACUAACAUCUAAAUAUUAAAUGCAUUAAUCUAAUGCUAAAGAGGGUGGGGGGAGGGGGGUGUCUUCCAAAAUGUUUUCCUCUCAGAGCAUACUCAAAGCAUGUACUUCUUGUAUUUUUGAUUGUUUCUCCACUACCUGCAUGUCUGUACAGUGUAUACACAUACAGUAGGUAAGUUGUGCGUACUGUAUGGCUAAGUCAUUAGGUGUUUCCACACUUUCUGUAGGCCAGUUGGCAUUACUUGGUUUUACUAAUUCAUCAGUUCUUCUGUCAGCAGACUCUAACAGCUGAUUUCAUGACAGACAGAAACGCAGCAGAUGUUUCAGAUUUUGGAUUUUAAUUUUUUUUUUUUUUUUUUAAUUGAAACUAGAAAUGACAGGUUUGUACUUUGCCUGCGUGUUUACUCAUGUUUCUUCUUUGCUUAAAAGAGCAAUCCACCAGUUUAGCAUAGCAUAUUUAGCAUUGUUGGACUUAUGCUGGGCAGUUUGAGAUGACACGGUAACCAGAUUUGCCUGAAAUCUGCGCAAAAAAAAGUUUCCAUAUUUGUACAGUAGAUAAAAGUACAGUCAACCUCAAGUGGGUACAUGGAUCCAACAGAAGAGGCCUGAUUAAAAGAUCAGCAAACAAGUUAAUACUGUAAUCUGCAACAAAAGUACAGCAUUUGUGUGUUCAUUUGAGGACUUAGUUUCUUUAUCACUCUACACACACACUUCAGUGGAGCCCUUCCUACCCACCAUGUAACAGGCAGCUGCCAGUCUCAGCCAGAGAUGAGGACUGAGCUACAGUUAUAAGCACACCUGUUUCUAACUCCACACCCCCAGUUUUCUCUGUCUGGCUCAUUUUAGCCUCAGCUAACCCUACCUCGUGUGACAUCACCAGUCCCCCCCC